AUGAAGGAAGAAAACGACCAGAGCUCUUGUUACCAAAACCUCUCACCAACGUCAAUAGUAAAGCUAGAUUCUGACUUAAAUUUCAUGAUAAAUUCUUCGUAUUACAAAAACUCAAGCCCAAAGGGUGCAAUAUAAAGCAUCAUGAUAUGCACCACUGAGAAAGCUGGAACACAGACAGUUUUCAUCAUAUUUCUAAGAAUUCAAGGAACGUUCCCUUAGGAGAACAAGGAAAUCAUAAUACUCCAGGGACUAUGAAGAAUCCUAAUUUAAACGCUGAUAUUAAUCCUUCAGUUAAUAUUAUGACCAGGAUAAAGAACUCGAAUAAAGUUUUCUCUAGAGGAACUUCCACUGGUUCUUCAGAAAAUUCAGUGGAAUCUGUUAGCUCAGUGAAGCCCCUUAAUAUUAAGAGAGAGGCAAGGAGGUUUGUAAAAGGGGCUUGCUCUUUUCUAGAUUUUCUCCUCAAUCUUUCGACAGGCUCUUAUACUAUCAAAGCAAGGCUGGCAAGGCCAGCAAGUGCAAUUUCCAAGCAAAGAGAUUAAAAAAAUUCCAUAAAAAUAUCAAGUUACUUGCAGAUAAGAGUAAAUAAAAGCUUUAUCGGACGCAGAAAUAACAGAAGGGCAUUAUCCCCAAAUCUCUUCAACUC
Messenger RNA from Moneuplotes crassus, 643 nucleotides. Lineage: Eukaryota; Ciliophora; Spirotrichea; Euplotida; Euplotidae. The record is from the annotation of a GenBank genome assembly.